ACGCCCUUCUAGUGACGUCAUAGCUACGCGUCCCAGGCCAGUUCCACUUCUCACAUCGGUCCUUUGUUAAUAAUCUGCAGUUUUCAGUAAACACGACGGAAUUUCGACCAUUUUAAAGAUGAGCAGUGAAAAAUACCCGAGGUCGUCGAUUGAAGAUGACUUCAACUAUGGCACAAAUGUUGCCACUGCCAGUGUCCAAAUACGUAUGGACUUCCUGCGGAAGGUAUACACCCUCCUGAGCUUGCAGAUCAUUCUGACGACGGGCACGUCUGCCCUUUUUAUGUUCUCUCAGACCAUCAAGGAGUUUGUCCAUGCCAGCCCUGCUGUUGUUUUGGUUUCUGCUCUGGGCUCUCUGGUCCUGCUUCUGGCCUUGGCCGUGUACCGACACAAGCAUCCAGUCAACCUCUACCUGCUGCUUGUAUUUACUUUACUGGAGGCGAUCUCUGUUGCCACAGCUUUGACUUUCUACGAGUACUCCACUGUGCUCCAAGCCUUGUUCCUGACCUGCGCCGUGUUCGCCGCACUGACCGCCUACACCUUCCAGUCCAAGAGAGAUUUCACCAAACUGGGAGCAGCGCUUUUUACCUGCUUGUGGAUCCUCCUAAUUGCAAGUGUUAUGAGGGUGUUUUUCAACAGCGACAGCACCGAGCUGCUGUUCGCCGGGACCGGGGCACUCGUCUUCUGUGGCUUCAUCAUCUACGACACCCACCUGCUGAUGAAGCAGCUCUCCCCCGAGGAGCACAUCCUGGCCUCCAUCAACCUCUACCUGGACAUCGUCAACCUCUUCCUUCACAUUUUGCGUAUCCUGGACUCGAUGAAGAAGCACUAAAAAGGCCGGUGUCCAUUUUAAAAGCUUGAAUUGAAUUGAUUGAUUUUGGUUUUAACACGAUGGGCAGCUGUACUGACAGUUAAUUCUUUACGUUCUUUUUACACUCUCUAAAUUUGGCUCAGAGUUACUGGUAAAAUGUUAUAAAUUAAAAGUAAAUCUAUUCUGAAGGGAUCAAAAUGCUUUAAUGCUGUAAUGUGACGUAAUCCGUGGGAUGCAAUGUCUUUACGUUCAUGCCUGUUUUGAAACUACAUUUGAUUUAAUGGCUCUUGAAAGAUUUGAAUAAGUACCAUCUGUAUAUGUGCAAUCUUCAACAUGUGAUACCUGUGCAGGUUGAUCAGAUUCAGUUGUUCACUUUCACUACUGUGUUAACAAUGUUUUCUUAAGUCUGAAUUCUUGUUUGGCCUUUGUGCUUUUUUCGUAACUUAAUUUCCCCACUGUGGGGCGUAUAAACGAUGAUCUUAAAUGUCAAACCAAACAAAAACUCGACACUUUUGUUUUUAACACAACUGCACGUGCAAUUCUGUGGAUCAAAACCAUAACUAAUGGAAUUCACUCGUAUGUGGUCACAGAUGACAUUGAUGCAUUUCAGUCGCUUUAUUGCCACGCACCUUCAUGCAAAGCUGCUAACCGCUACAACUCAAGCAAGUCACUCACAUGCAGAAUCCAUGACAAGCCAGCGUUUAACUUAAGUUAAAAUGUCCCUUUGCAUUUUCAUCUUUACUGAUGUCACAACCUCCGAUUAAAAGGCCCACACUCCGAGUUAGAGAUCUUACAAUAAGAUCUAUCCUGUGGCAGAAUUUCUGCAAAAAUUUAAAUUUUAGGUCGAUCAAUGUUCCUUCUUCAGUAAUGAUGAAACUCUGCGUUUAUUUUGUAAUUUAAAUGCACAUUAUAUGUUACUGUAUUUUGUUUUCAUUCCUUCAAGAAUCCCCGUUUUGAUUUUCGGACUAACUUCAUUUGUAUGUGUUAUCAUCUUUGAAUGUAUGUAAAUUCCACUGAACAAUAAAGUAUUUAAAAAGAAAA
Molecule: messenger RNA, 1849 nt
Organism: Phyllopteryx taeniolatus (common seadragon)
Lineage: Eukaryota; Metazoa; Chordata; Actinopteri; Syngnathiformes; Syngnathidae
Gene: tmbim4
Product: transmembrane BAX inhibitor motif containing 4
Exons: 7
Coding region: 119-829 (236 amino acids)
Biological process (GO): negative regulation of apoptotic process
Cellular component (GO): membrane
Source: RefSeq, a predicted model, not a curated record